Molecule: messenger RNA, 1662 nt
Organism: Paramormyrops kingsleyae
Lineage: Eukaryota; Metazoa; Chordata; Actinopteri; Osteoglossiformes; Mormyridae
Source: RefSeq, a predicted model, not a curated record
UGUUUAUUUCACAAAGCAGAGUAAUUUUACACUAGUGAGCAGGGGUCUGAUCACGGAGGGUGAAGCUCACAGGUGACCCUAAAGCUUCCCUGAAUAUAACACGCUGCUGUUCAGCUAUAUCGCUCAUCUCCAGCAAUAGAGUCCGUCGGAGUCACGCUCGAGGCUUAGAUGAUUCUAAGCGUCAACCAGUUAGAACACUCAGUCUAGUUUACGUAAUAUCGUACGUCGAUUUGUUGUCAAUUAAAAAAAAACAAAAACAAAAAAACGUAGUUCUGGAACUGUGACGUAAAAAUCACAACCGUGCCACUAUUAAUACUGAGCGCAACCAACCACUGUCGUCAUUUAAGCACAGGCGAUAAUUCAGGGCGCAUCUGAAAAAAUUACCUGAGCUAACGAAGGUGAAAUAUCUACGACCAGCUUCUAGUAUUUUACCAUUGAAAAUUUGCCUCCCUUCACUUCAGUAAGAUGGCAGAGAAUCAACAAGGGAGCCCUGAGUUUGAGGCACCAACCAGGCCUGGAAAGCACUAUAUCUGCGGUGGUUGUGCUGGCAUGGCGAACAUUAUGAUGACCUUCCCAGUAAAGAAGGUCAUCUUUCGGCAGCAGGUUUUUGACGUGCCCACGACCGAGGCCAUCCGGCAGCUGCAAAGGGACGGCAUGCGGACCCUGUACCGUGGCAUGCUGCCCCCGCUGCUACAGAGGACCACCUCAAUGGCCUUCAUGUUCGGCUUUUACAACGACUUAUCUCGGCUGCUGCCACGACCUGCCGGCACCCCGGGGCUGCUGACCAGCAGCAUGGCGGCUAUUCUCGCGGGCACUAUGGGGGCAACUCUGACCCCCUUUGAGAGGAUCCAGGCGCUGCUGCAGGACCAUCGGCACCACGGCCGUUUCAAUAACACUUUUCAUGUGUUCCGGACGCUGGUGCAGGACUACGGGGUGCGUGAAUUGUACCGUGGCAUGGGGCCCAUCCUGCUGCGCAAUGGGCCCUACAACAUGCUCUUCUUCGGGCUCCGUGGGCCCAUCAAGAACAGCCUGCCUGAGGCUGAAUCCCAUGCCGGCCACCUGGUCAGUGAUUUUGUCUGCGGCGGCCUUCUGGGAGCCACUCUGGGCUUACUUUUCUACCCACUAAAUGUACUGAAGGCUUGCAAGCAGACGCAGGUGGGUGGCAAGUUCCAGUCCUCGUGGCAGGUGCUGCGUACCAUCUGGAGUGAGCGGGGUGGUAAAUUGAGCCACCUCUACCGAGGGGCUCACCUUAAUUACCACCGCUCCCUCCUGUCCUGGGGCAUCACCAAUGCCGUGUACGAGUUUCUAAGGAAGGUCAUGUAGACCGACCUGGAACCUCUGCCACCCCCUGCUCAGAAUUCAGGAUUGCUACUCCGUGCAUCAAUAUGUUUGUAUGUGCAAAAUACUGGAUAUUUUGCUCUUAUCAACUGGUGACUGCUGACAAUGGCUAAGAAUGGACCUGGGUAGAGCCUCUACCGCCCAGACCUCAGAAUUCAAGAUUGUUGCUCCGCACAUCAAUUAUGAUGCGUGCAAAACACGUGUUAUUCGACAGGAAGUGCAGGUGCAGCAGUAACCAGAAGCCGAGAAAGAAGGCUCAUGACAGUGUGCUGUGACAUACGAAAUAACACUGUGCUGUUACUCAAUUAAAGAUGUACUUAUCCA